AUGCAGGAGAGCUCUGGAUGCCUGGAAUUGAUACGAGAUACGCAGGCUCCGAGGCAUACAUCGGCAACCCAGGCGGACAUUGAGGCUGCUUCGGCUCCAGCUGUGGUCACCAUGCGACUUAGUCAGGCUGUGCUUGUCAGCCCUCUCUGGCCUGGAAGCCUCAUCCUCGACGCUGAGGCGCCCUCUUGCGCGAUGCCAAAAGUGCGCAGCGGAAGCUUCCGAAACUCAGAAUCACAAAUUGCUUCACUUGACCCGCACGGAUCACGGAGCACCAAAUACUUAUAUAAAAACUUGCAGCGACACGCCCCUCAGGACCUAAUGUUGAUCAACACCGCAGCCAUGGCAUCAACCCGAGUCUUCGGCAUCAACGAGCUGCUCGAGCAGAUUCUCCUGGCGCUCACAGAAAUUCUCCCUUCGCAUACUACAGCCCAGCGUACCAGUUAUUCGUGCUUCAGCGCACCAACGUCGCCUUCCGAGACACCAUCCGACGCUCAAAACGGUAAGUGGACGAUGCUUACAUAUCUGCAGCAGCUAAUCACCAUCUCAACACCCGCCCAGCACGUCGACACAUCAUCCUAUGCACCACUCCUCUGGAUGGCCGACUGGAUGACUCUCUUCCACAACCACUGGAGCGUUGUGAAGCAAGACGAAAUCCAAUACGAAGUCCUCCAACUCCGCAAGAUCUACAGAAUGCACCCCGUCUACCUCCCCAAAGCCCUCCGACCCGAAUUCCGCCAGAAUUCCGCAUCAGCGGAGGCUUCAUGGCGUCGUCUCUCCAUCUCCACAGCUGUGUAUCCUCGAGAACUCAUGGUCAAGUUUCAAAUGACAUUGGAAGGGGACACGACUUCUGUUUGGAGAGCUUUCAAGCCCGCAACAAAUGCGACUUUGGGUGAGAUUUACGAUGCGGUUGUUGGGACUCUGGAGUGGAGGAAUAAUGAGAAGUUUCUCGAAGAAGACCGGAACCGAUUCCAUCCGCGGUCGUUGUCUACGGGAGAUUUGUUUCGGAAAUUGACUGAGAAAUUGGAAGUUGUUGGAUCUGCCGGGACACGGAGCAUCAUGGAAGUUUUAGGCUGUGGGACUUUUGAAGAAGGAUCAAGCAAGGAAACCAUAGCGAAUUCUGAGCUGGAAAGUACGUUUCUGACAUUGCAGCUCCAAGUGCCUGACCAACCACUCAAUGUCGUCUGCGAAGUCUAUCUAGUGUCUGCCUGCCUGCGUGGUAGCGUGGAAGGAACUCUUAAGCUACCUUUUUAA
Molecule: messenger RNA, 1251 nt
Organism: Pseudocercospora fijiensis CIRAD86
Lineage: Eukaryota; Fungi; Ascomycota; Dothideomycetes; Mycosphaerellales; Mycosphaerellaceae
Exons: 12
Coding region: 1-1251 (416 amino acids)
Source: RefSeq, a predicted model, not a curated record